AUGGCCCCCAAACCCCUAAUAACCCACCUCUACACAGCCGACCCGUCGGCCCACGUCUUCAACAACAGACUCUACAUCUACCCCUCGCACGACCGCGACACUGCCACCUCUUCAAACGACAAUGGCGACCAGUACGACAUGGCCGACUAUCACGUCUUCUCCCUUCCCUCUCUUACUGCAUCGUCAGACGAAGAUGUCGCCGUGACAGACCACGGCACCGUCCUCUCCACGCCCGACGUCCCCUGGGCGUCGAAACAGCUCUGGGCCCCCGAUGCCGCAGAGCGAAAUGGCAAAUUUUACCUUGUGUUUCCUGCACGGGAUCAUGAGGGCCUGUUCAGGAUUGGGGUUGCGGUUGGGGAGAGUCCCGAGGGGCCGUUCGUGCCUGAAAGGGCGUUUUGGGAGGGGAGUUAUAGUAUUGAUCCGGCGGUUUUUGUUGAGGAUGCUACCGGCAGUGGAGAUAAUUAUGGAGAUGGAGAUGGGAAGGCGGCGUAUGUGUAUUUUGGGGGCCUGUGGGGUGGGCAGUUGCAGUGCUGGGCCAAGUCUUCUCAGGCUGGUGGUGAGGAAUGGGUGUUUGAUAAAGAUGGGAAAGAGCCAACAGGGGAUGGAGUACCGGCAUUAUUCCCUCGUGUCGCGAGACUAUCAGAAGACAUGCUGAGCUUCGCAUCGCCAGUCCGUGAACUGCAGAUUCUAGAUGAAUCUGGUGUCCCCAUUGCGGCGGACGACCAUGACAGGCGGUUCUUCGAGGCCGCGUGGAUGCACAAGUAUAACGGGAAAUACUACUUCUCGUAUUCGACGGGAGAUACACACUACCUGGUUUAUGCAGUUGGGGACUCGCCGUUAGGUCCAUUUACGUACCGGGGAAGGAUUCUGGAGCCGGUGCUGGGGUGGACGACGCACCAUUCCAUCGUGGAGUUUGAGGGGAGAUGGUGGCUUUUCUAUCAUGAUUGUGAGCUUUCUGGGGGUGUGAGCCAUUUGAGGAAUGUGAAGGCUAGGGAGAUCGGGUAUGAUUCAGAAGGAAGCAUUUAUCUUGUUGAUUAA
Messenger RNA from Aspergillus versicolor CBS 583.65, 1038 nucleotides. Its product is annotated as glycoside hydrolase family 43 protein. The record is from RefSeq and is a predicted model, not a curated record. The coding region runs from base 1 to 1038 and encodes 345 amino acids. Lineage: Eukaryota; Fungi; Ascomycota; Eurotiomycetes; Eurotiales; Aspergillaceae. The transcript has a single exon. Gene Ontology annotation, biological process: carbohydrate metabolic process. Gene Ontology annotation, molecular function: hydrolase activity, hydrolyzing O-glycosyl compounds.